This is a messenger RNA of Danaus plexippus (monarch butterfly), 2989 nucleotides long. It is a transcript of the gene Wee1, whose product is annotated as SID1 transmembrane family member 1-like. The record is from RefSeq and is a predicted model, not a curated record. NCBI's taxonomy places the organism in Eukaryota, Metazoa, Arthropoda, Insecta, Lepidoptera, Nymphalidae. Gene Ontology annotation, cellular component: membrane.
UAGUCUCAACAGUAUUACUAAACAAAUGGUGUUGUAUAUAUAAUAUCAUUAUCAAAGUAAAUUAAAUGAUAAAUUUAUAAAGAGUGCUACGAUGGAAGGGUCUCGGUGUUUGAUCUUCACUAUAUUAAUUUAUAUAAAUCAAUGUUUCGGACAAAAUAAGAACAACGGGAUAACAUUUUAUUAUAACAAUAAUUACAAAUACAACGAACAAUACACAGUAGAAGUCAGCAAAAACACGGAAUAUAUGGAGUUCGCGGGGGAUCUGGUGACGUACGACACUCCGGCUAGAGUGACGGUCGCCAGCGACUUCGCCAACCGAACGUACCCUUUUGUAACGGCGCGGCAACAAAAAGGUGUGUUCUCGUGGCAGCUGCCGAUGUUGGUGCAGACUCCCGACUCCUCGGAGCAGUUCACCAACAUCUCCCGGACCCUCUGCCCUCACAACAACAUCUUCUCCGAGGACGAGGACGCCUGCGAUGUGCCAUCACUAAACAUCCCGAUCGUCCAUCUGACGUCGUCUUCCCCCGAUCCCAUCAAGGUCACGAUAUUCGUGGAGACCGUGAAGGACUUCUUCAUACAACAGAAUUCGGUGACCAAUCUAACGAGCACCCCGAGUCAGCCGAAAUACUACUUCUAUCCGUUCGACCAGGGGCCGAACAGAAUGGUCGAUAUAGAAACGCAGAGUAUCAGGAAAAAGUACAUGUGCAACAAAGAGCUGGAUGCGGCAGAGCAGGGCAAGCUGGAGAGAUACCUCGUCAGGAGCGACUCGGACUCGCCCCCGCCGGCGCCGGGCUGGUUGUCGCGGGCGCAGAGCGUGAUCGUGAUGAUAGAGUCGGACGACGACGUGUGCGCCGUCGUCUCCAUACAGAACUUCUCGUGCCCCGUGUUCGAUAACGAGCGGGACAUCUUGUACGACGGCUUCUACCUCACCAUGACCAGGAGGGGAGGCAUCACACUCACCCAAGACUCGUUCCCGUACGGUUUCUACAUCGUGUUCAUAGUGAAGACGUCGGACGAGGCGUGUUACAACAACACGGCCACGCCCAAGAUGGCGGCGGAGUUCGGGUGGGGGGAGACGGUCACGGCCACCGCCGACAACGGACGGGUCAAGACUUUCAGUUUCUCGGUGGUGCCGACGAUCUCUUACUCCCAGUACCUGCUCGGCGCCGCGGCUCCUCUCGGCUUCUUCCUCUCCUUCUACGUGGCCUUCGCGGCGGCGGUCGUGUGUCAGAGGAAGAGACCAGCGCCAGACACGGAGCGCCUCGUGUCUCCGGCCACUCCUCACGACGAGUCGGUCGUGUCUCCGUCGUGUCGUCGUCGGGUCGUCAACGACGCCAGCUGCAGCUCGGCGGGAGACGGACCUGGAGUCUGCAGCUCGUCCUCCGACACGGAGUCCGACGUGUCCGCCGUGGAGCUGAACACGGAGAAGCAGUUCAGAGUCGACGGGAGACUGUGCGUGGCGCAUCUGGCGAGAUGUCGGCCGCGCGUGCUGUCGUCUCGCUCGCGGAUGUACCUGUGGGGCGUGCUGACGGUGGCGGUGUUCUACACGCUGCCGGUCAUACAGCUGGUGGUGACGUACCAGCGGCUUCUCAACCAGUCCGGUAACCAGGACCUGUGCUACUUCAACUUCCUGUGCGCUCAUCCUCUCGGCUCUCUGUCGGACUUCAACCAUGUGUACUCCAACGUCGGCUACAUCCUGCUGGGAGCGCUGUUCCUCUUGCAGGUCCGCAGGAGACACCUGCGAGCUGAGACGAGGGAGCAGACGGACGUCGGCAUCCCUCAACACUGGGGCUUGCUGUACGCGCUGGGCGUGUCUCUCCUGUCCGAGGGUCUGCUGUCCGCGGCCUACCACGUGUGUCCCAACAGCAUGAACUUUCAAUUCGACACGUCGUUCAUGUACGUGACGUCUGUCCUGUGCAUGGUGAAGAUCUACCAGUCCCGCCACGCCGACAUCAACGCACGAGCUCACGCCACCUUCGGAGUGCUCGCGCUCAUUAUAUUCAUAGGUCUCGUGGGUGUUCUGAACGCCAACGUCUACUUCUGGGUUCUGUUCACGGUGCUGCACCUGGUGACGUGUCUCGUCCUCACCUUCCAGAUAUAUUACUUAGGACGGUUUAAAUUCGACCUGUCGCUGGCGGGCCGCGGCUGCCUGGCGCUGCUGCGCGGCCGCCCGCCCGCCCCGGCUCACUGCGGCCGCGGCGUGCUGCUGCUGCUCGCCAACAUCUCCAACUGGGCGGUCGCCGCUUACGGCCUGUCUCAACACAGCCGCGACUUCGCGUCUCACCUGUUGCUGGUCCUCAUGAGUAACCUGUUCCUGUACACUCUGUUCUACAUCGUCAUGAAGCUGCUGCACCGGGAGAGCAUCCGCUGGUACAGCUGGGUGUUCAUCUUCCUGACGUACUCGGUGUGGUUCGGGUCCAGCUACUUCUACCUGGACCUCAGCACCAACUGGGCCCUGUCGCCGGCUCAGUCUCGGCGCCACAACCGCGUGUGCUCGCUGCUGCAGCUGUUCGACUCGCACGACUCCUGGCACUUCCUGUCGUCCAUCGCCAUGUUCUUCUCCUUCAACAUGUACCUCACCAUCGACGACAACCUCGCCCAGGUGCCGCGGACGGAGAUCAUGGUGUUCUAGACGCACAGACGGUCUCUGGUGUACUUUAUACACAUGACAGGUCAGGCGACUGUAACACUAACGGUUUGUGAUAUUUAGUCGUACUCCAACGAGUUCUGCUCCGAGCUCGUCCGUGUGUGAUCACACGCGCUCCAGCUCUCUGUAGUUAUAAGUCAGUUUGUGUGAUUUUAAUAUUUCAGUGUUAUUGCGUCAAGCGUGAGCGUUUGUUUUAAAUAUUUCCGUUGUAACAAUGGAGCGUGUCGUUUUAGUCUGUCGCGUCGCUAGUCUAGACUGUCACAUACUAGAAAUACCAAAUAGUCUAAAGAAUGGUACGGAGCUGUAUGAACUAGUCUUAUCAAUAAAUUCCUUUGGAUGAAA